AUGGCAAAAAAAUAUGAGGGACCUGCCAUUGGAAUUGAUCUUGGUACAACAUAUUCAUGUGUUGCUGUAUGGCAGGAACAAAACAACCGAGCUGAGAUAAUUCACAAUGAACAAGGAAACAAAACUACUCCUUCUUUUGUUGCUUUUACUGACUCUCAAAGGUUGAUUGGUGAUGCUGCCAAAAAUCAGGCUGCUUCAAAUCCAGUCAACACUAUCUUUGAUGCAAAGAGGUUGAUUGGAAGGAAAUAUAGUGAUUCUGUUAUUCAAAAUGAUCUGCAGUUAUGGCCAUUUAAGGUUGUUUCUGGAAUUGACGACAACCCUGUGAUUGUUGUUAAUUUCAGAAAUGAAGAAAAGUGCUAUGUUGCCGAGGAAAUUUCAUCGAUGAUUCUUAUGAAGAUGAAGGAGAUAGCUGAUAAGUUUUUGGAGUCAAAGGUUAAAGAUGCAGUAAUCACUGUGCCGGCUUAUUUCAACGACUCUCAGCGAAAAGCCACAAAAGAUGCUGGUGCCAUUGCGGGACUCAAUGUCAUUCGGAUCAUCAAUGAACCUACUGCUGCUGCUCUUGCAUAUGGCCUUCAGAAGAGAGCUAAUUGUGUUGAAGAGAGAAAUAUUUUCGUCUUUGAUCUUGGUGGCGGAACGUUUGAUGUGUCUCUUCUUACGAUCAAGAAUAAUGAAUUUGAUGUUAGGGCUACCGCGGGAGACACUCAUCUUGGAGGAGAGGACUUUGAUAACAGAAUGGUUAACCACUUUGUGAAGGAGUUCAAGAGGAAACAUAAUAAGGACAUAAGUGGGAACUCGAAGGCCCUUAGAAGAUUGAGAACCGCUUGCGAGAGAGCCAAAAGGACACUUUCAUUUGACAGCGAGACCUCAAUAGAUAUAGAUGCUAUAUUUGAAGGUAUUGACUUGUGCUCAUCCAUCACUCGUGCUAAAUUCGAGCAACUCAACAUGAAUCUCUUUGAAAAGUGUAUGGAAACCGUUGAAAGUUGUCUUACUGAUGCUAAAAUCGAUAAGAAAAAUGUAGAUGAUGUUGUUCUUGUUGGUGGUAGUUCUAGGAUUCCGAAAGUGAUGCAGCUAUUGCAAGAAUUUUUCAAUGGAAAGGAGCUAUGUUUGAGCAUCAACCCUGAUGAGGCGGUUGCUUAUGGCGCAGCUGUCCAGGCUGCCUUGCUGAGUGACGGGAUCAAGUCUGUUCCAAACUUAGUGCUACGAGAUGUUAUACCGUUAUCACUUGGGAUAAUGGUCAAAGGAGAUGUCAUGAGUGUAUUGAUUCCGAGAAAUUCUACAAUUCCUGUAAAGAAGAAACAGGUAUACCAUACAUGUGAAGAUGACCAACCCGGUGUCUCUAUCGAUGUUUACGAGGGUGAGAGAAUGGUUGCGAGUGAGAACAACUUGCUUGGUGUAUUUGUACUCAAAGUUCCUCUUGCUCCUCGAGGCCUUCCUGUUACUGUGUGCUUUUCUAUUGACGCUGAUGGUAUACUAAACGUCUCAGCUGAGGAAGAAUCCAGUGGCAAUAAGAAAGAUAUUACAAUAACGAAAGAAAAUGGAAGACUCUCAACUGAAGAAAUCAUGAGAAUGAUAGAGGAAGCUGAGAAGUUCAAGGCAGAAGACAUCAAGUUUAUGAAGAAAGUUAAAGCGAUGAAUGUUUUGGAGGAUUAUCUCUAUAACAUGAGGAAAGUAAUGAAGGAUGUCACUUCCAUGCUUAGCUUAACUGAUAAAAUGAAGAUCAAUGCUGCAAUGGUAAAGGGAAAAAUGUUGAUUGAGGAUAAGAUGGACCGAGAAACAUUUGUUUUUGUGGACUUUCUCAAGGAGCUUGAGAGCAUAUUUGAAUCUGCUUUGAAAAAGAUCAACAAAGCUUACUCUGAUGAUGAAAGUGACUCUGAUUGA
Molecule: messenger RNA, 1878 nt
Organism: Vicia faba (fava bean)
Lineage: Eukaryota; Viridiplantae; Streptophyta; Magnoliopsida; Fabales; Fabaceae
Source: the annotation of a GenBank genome assembly